This is a messenger RNA of Trichoderma breve, 432 nucleotides long. RefSeq lists its product as uncharacterized. The transcript has a single exon. The record is from RefSeq and is a predicted model, not a curated record. NCBI's taxonomy places the organism in Eukaryota, Fungi, Ascomycota, Sordariomycetes, Hypocreales, Hypocreaceae. The coding region runs from base 1 to 432 and encodes 143 amino acids.
AUGAUUCUUGACUGCUCAAGCCGUGCUCUUGCGUGCGACCCCUGCUGGCUAGACAGCCAGGUUCUUUUCCUGAUCAUGGUCUUGUUGCAGACUGUUUUUAACUGGGCCAUUAUCAAUUGCAACAAUGCGAGAAGUCGGGACGCUCAUAAGCCGCCUUCUAUCAACUUUGGCACAUGGAAUGUGUCGGAGGAAGAAGGCACUGCGGUGAAACUGUUGCUAGUAAAUCGCAUUAUGGCAAAGAGCAAGUCUACUGUGAACAUAGUUCGUCAGCGUAUUGACAGCAUUUCAUCAACAGAGACCGAGGGUCGUUAUCAGCCUAUAGAUUCCCAAAUCUUGUAUGUAGCCUUGAAGCGAGUGGCAGAUGCCCUAGCUGAGGUCCGAAGGCAUGGAAAGGAAAUGGGUACAUGUUAUGACAGUGACUCUACAAUCUGA